This is a messenger RNA of Lichtheimia ornata, 2859 nucleotides long. RefSeq lists its product as uncharacterized. Bases 1 to 2859 code for a protein of 952 amino acids. The record is from RefSeq and is a predicted model, not a curated record. The transcript is spliced from 8 exons. Gene Ontology annotation, biological process: mRNA stabilization. Gene Ontology annotation, molecular function: RNA cap binding. Lineage: Eukaryota; Fungi; Mucoromycota; Mucoromycetes; Mucorales; Lichtheimiaceae.
AUGGUCUCUUCUGUUACCAAGAGUGAAGCAAAGCAAGCUCAUCCGCAACCAAGCGCAGCAAUGCCAUCACCCUCUUCAUCGCACCAUUCGGCAUCGUCGCCGUCUUCUUCACCACAACAGGCUCCGCUGCAUAAACCGCCAGUCGUUACUGUUCCGGCACCUACGCCUCAGGUCAACGUAUGGCAAACCCGCAAGUCAACCUUGAAGGAUGUGGAUUCGUCGACAAUUCCUGCUGCUGCUGCUGCAACGAAUACCACCACGGCUACAGCUACUACUGCAGAUGCCAAAGUUGACAUUGCAUCAACAACAACAACAUCACAGCUACCAGCAAGUGCAUGGCCUGCACCCAACGAAGCCGUGGAAAGUACAGUGGAUGACCCACCUGAGAAAAAAGAUAAGUUUUUGGUGCUUAAAGGCAAAGGAAAGAACCAAUGGAAGCGUUAUACUCCCACCAUCAUUCAUCCUGCAUCAAAUACCUCCAACAACGCCAAUCAACAACAACAACAACAACGAUCUCGUCCUUCCAAUAAUAAUAAUCCUCAACGACAACAUCGUCAACAACAACAACAACAACAACAUUCGGGUCCAUCUUCACCAAAAGCUGAUGAAAAGGAGAAACGCAAACCACAUGAACAUCAACAAACGCCACCACCGCAGCAACAACAUCGAUCCCAACAGCAGCCUAGAAGGGAUAGGCAACAACAUCAGCAACAACGGGAAAAGCAUGCAAGGCAGCAGCAACAACAACAACAACAACGACAAUCAACACGUGACAAUGAACGAGACAACAAAAAGCAACAACCAACGACAUUGCGUAAUGAGAAUAAACAGCAUGACACAAUCACCAGCAAUACUACAAGCAACAAUGACACCACCACCACCACCACCUCUGUACAACGAUCACAUAGACAUCAAACAAAGUCACCUCCUGCUGCUGUUGAUACUACUACAACUACACCUGCCACCGCCACUACUACCACCACAUCUCCGAAUACCACAUCUCCAACCCGGUCAACAGUAACCAAGGAAAAGCCAACGUCACCAUCAAGUCAUACAAAGAGCCCAACGGGAGCAACACACCAAGAACACCAUCAUCAUCAACAUCAUCAACACAACCAUUAUCGGAAUAAUAAUGGCAAUGGGUAUCAUCAUCAUUCACGAGGAAAUGGUCACCAACAUCAUCCACAUCGAUCAUCACGUUCAGCUAGUGGAUCAUGGUCAAGUGGUGGUCGCCGUCCACCAACAAAUGCAAGUGGACGAGGGCGUGGUGGAUAUCGACGCUAUGAUCAACAACAUUAUCAACCACCUCAACAACAAUCAACAUCAUCAAGGCGUGGUGUACGACCCCCAUUGCCACCACCUGCUUAUAUCACGGUCGAUGUGGACACGCUCAAAGUCUAUAUUAUGCAACAAAUUGAAUACUACUUUAGCAUCAAUAAUCUUUGCAAGGAUAUAUUUCUGCGUAGCCAGAUGGAUCCCCAAGGCUAUGUCGAUCUUCAAGUGCUUGGCAAUUUCAACCGUGUCAAGAUCCUGACAAGCAGCUCGGAUCUCAUCCGCGAGGCACUAAAGACAUCUGAGAUUGUCGAGCUCAGUGAGGAUGGCAAAUGUGUACGAAGGAAAGAAGGAUGGGAAACAUGGAUUCUCCCAGGGACAAGUUCAUCGUCAACAUCCCAUGCCACCAGCAACAUUGAAGAUGGUAGUACACGUGGAUCAGCAGCAGCAGCAGCAGCAACCAAGGUCGAUACCGUGGAACAAAAAGGAGAGCGCUCUUAUCAAAGCAAUGGUUCAAAAAAGGAGAAUGAUGAUGAGGUGUUUGCAUUGGAAGUGGAUUGGGAUCAAGCAAGGUCAGCUGUAUCAGGCACACCCAAAAAGUAUUACCUGUCCAAUGACGAGGAUGGAGAUGAGGAUGAAGAUGAGCAUGCUAUUGAUGAGGAUACGGUGGCACGGAUCAUGAUUGUGACACAACGACAGCGUCAACAAGGUGGUGGUGGAAAGCUCAAUGAUGAUACGGUGUCGGCCAUGAUCAAUGAAGGAUUACAGCACUACGAAUCAGAUCUCAAGAAUACCAAUGUUGUGCCCAAUAACAGCAUAGCGAUCCCUGCAGUAGCAGCUCCAAGAUUUUACCCCAUUCAUCCUGAAUCAUUACCAACGAGCAACCAUUUCUUAUCCAAUGCCACUGUACAGCAAACGCUUGAUCCAGCAUUCAUUCAACAACAUGUGGGAUGGGUAUUUGGUGACCAAGCCUAUCAUUAUGACCCUGCCAUUUUGACGACGACCGACCAUGAUACAAGUCAUCCAAUCCCUGCAUUCGAGCACCCGAGCCAUGCCCUGUUAAAGGAGAAUGGAUUUGAGCAACACAAGUAUUACAAGUACCAUGCCAAAGCGCUCCGGGAACGCAAAAAGUUAGGCGUCGGUCACUCGCAUGAAAUGAAUACCCUCUUUCGAUUCUGGUCCCAUUUCUUGCGUGAUCAUUUCAACAAGAAAAUGUACAAGGAAUUCAAACGUCUUGCAGUGGAGGAUGCCAAUCAUCAUUAUCGAUAUGGCUUGGAAUGUCUUUUCCGUUUUUACUCGUAUGGUUUGGAAAAACGGUUCCGAUCAGCCGUGUUUGAUGAUUUUCAGGAAUUGACAUUGAUUGAUCAUGACAAUGGACAUUUAUAUGGGUUGGAAAAGUUCUGGGCCUAUUUGUAUUAUCGCAAGGACAAGGAUACCCACAAACUCAAGGUGGAUGAACGACUUGAAAAGCUGUUAUCACCGUACAAGACCAUUGAGGAUUUUAGGAAUGCCACCACGACCGCUGACAAUGCUCCUCAUCAUGAUGAAGUGUAUAUGGUUCCUCAUCACAAGCCUCACAAGGCAUAA